Messenger RNA from Prorocentrum cordatum, 428 nucleotides. The record is from the annotation of a GenBank genome assembly. Lineage: Eukaryota; Dinophyceae; Prorocentrales; Prorocentraceae.
GAGGCGCGCGAGAGGGCGAAGGAUGUGGAGAUGCAGAGGCAGCAGUUCUUGGCCGCCUGGAUGCAGCAGAGGAGGCAGCAGGACGAGUGCAGGUCCGCGAACAUCGCGGCAGCGCGCUCCAAGCGGGUCGCCCAGAUGAAAGAAGCGGACGAGAAGUGGACCGUGCGCAUGGAGGAGGCCCGGAGGCGCGAGGCGGACAGGCAGAAGGAGCUGCAGGGGAGGCUGCAGAAGGCCGAGGCCGUUCGCCAGGAGGCGAACGAGCGCGCCUCCCAGGCGAUCGAGGCCAAGGCGGUGGCGCUCAGGGAGCGCCAGGCCCGCGAGGACCUGGUUCGGAAGCAGGCGCUGCGCAUCCAGCGCAUCCAGCACGCCGAGCGGGAGGCGCUGCGCUGGUUCGUGGAGAAGCCGGAGGCGCCUCGAGAGCCGCCCAG